AUAAUAUUUUUUUAAAUAAACUUUUGUCGUCUCCAUAAAGAGAAUAAUAAAGGGAGAGGAGAGCAGCCAGCGAGUGAAACGAAAGGCCAAUCACCACAUUUUCAAUCUCUCCACAACAACAAUGGCAGCCACAAGAGUGCUCACUGCAGCUGCAGCCACUACCCAACCCACCUCCUGUUUCCUCUCCAAACGAGCUUUCCUUCUCCCGGCCAAGACAUCAUCCCUCGCUCUAUCCUUCAACAGAAGAGCUUUGGUGUUGAAAUCGAAGCGACCCUUCUCUUGCAGCGCCAUUUACAACCCUCAAACCAAGGUUCAAGAAGAAGGUCAAUCCGAAACCUUAGAUUAUCGUGUCUUCUUCCUCGAUGGUGGCUCAGGAAAGAAGGUUUCUCCAUGGCAUGAUAUACCGUUGACCUUAGGAGAUGGAGUUUUCAACUUCAUAGUUGAGAUCCCUAAAGAGUCAAAAGCAAAGAUGGAGGUUGCUACUGAUGAAGACUACACUCCUAUUAAGCAAGACACUAAGAAGGGAAAGCUCAGAUACUAUCCAUACAACAUAAACUGGAACUAUGGGUUGCUUCCACAGACAUGGGAAGAUCCAUCUCAGGCUAACCCUGAAGUUGAAGGAGCUUUUGGUGAUAAUGAUCCAGUUGAUGUUGUUGAGAUUGGGGAAGCCCAAAGGAAGAUAGGAGAGGUUCUAAAGAUCAAGCCUUUGGCUGCUUUAGCUAUGAUUGAUGAAGGGGAGCUGGACUGGAAGAUUGUUGCCAUUUCUUUGGAUGACCCUAAAGCUCAUCUUGUCAAUGAUGUUGAUGAUGUUGAGAAGCAUUUCCCUGGUACAUUGACAGCCAUUAGAGAUUGGUUUAGGGACUACAAGAUCCCAGAUGGAAAGCCUGCUAACAGGUUUGGUCUUGGAGACAAACCAGCAAACAAAGACUAUGCUUUGAAGAUCAUCCAUGAAACAAAUGAAUCGUGGGCUAAGCUUGUGAAGAGAUCAGUUGAUGCUGGAGACCUUUCACUAUUCUGAACAGAAAAUUAUAUCUUUGCAAUGUCUAGUCAUGAGCUCGAAUAAUUUGAUUUUGAUCAGACUCAUGAGUCCUACAUCAUUCUUGUUUUUCUCUCUUUCUAAAGAGAGAUGUAAACAUUGAGAUUUUAUUUUUCACCAUUGAUGACUGAGUGAGAUAAUAAAGACAUUAUUAUUAGUUUCA
Messenger RNA from Brassica napus (rape), 1199 nucleotides. RefSeq names its product soluble inorganic pyrophosphatase 6, chloroplastic-like. Gene Ontology annotation, molecular function: inorganic diphosphate phosphatase activity; magnesium ion binding. Lineage: Eukaryota; Viridiplantae; Streptophyta; Magnoliopsida; Brassicales; Brassicaceae. Gene Ontology annotation, cellular component: cytoplasm. The record is from RefSeq and is a predicted model, not a curated record. Gene Ontology annotation, biological process: phosphate-containing compound metabolic process. The transcript has 5 exons. Bases 122 to 1018 code for a protein of 298 amino acids.